Molecule: messenger RNA, 399 nt
Organism: Papaver somniferum (opium poppy)
Lineage: Eukaryota; Viridiplantae; Streptophyta; Magnoliopsida; Ranunculales; Papaveraceae
Product: 17.5 kDa class II heat shock protein-like
Exons: 1
Coding region: 1-399 (132 amino acids)
Biological process (GO): response to hydrogen peroxide; response to salt stress; protein complex oligomerization
Source: RefSeq, a predicted model, not a curated record
AUGAAGCACUGCAAACAGUACACAGAUCUUCUUGCACCGAAAAGACCACAUCCGCUAACUGAUAAUAAAAUAUCGGAUGAUAAAUACGAGUACAUAUUGAAUGUACCCGAGAAUGGAUUCUUGGACAAACUUAAUGCUAGAGUUGAAAACAACAAUGAGCUUGUAAUCGAAGGAAAAAGAAGAUUCGAACGUUUAUGGGAGAAUUUAUGGUUGACUAAUCCGCAGUAUUUGAAGAAGGAUGAGAGGAAGAACAGAGAAUUUAGUCGGACAUUUCGUUUGUCGAAUAAUGCAAAUCCUAGGAAGGUUAAAGCUGAAAAGAAGCACGGCAUGCUUACUGUUACUAUAGAAAAGUAUAUUGAUGCGAAUCCUGAAAAACCAAAGGUCAUUGCAAAGGUUUAA